Populus trichocarpa (black cottonwood) is the source of this 4273-nucleotide messenger RNA. RefSeq names its product DIS3-like exonuclease 2. Lineage: Eukaryota; Viridiplantae; Streptophyta; Magnoliopsida; Malpighiales; Salicaceae. Gene Ontology annotation, cellular component: exosome (RNase complex); P-body. Gene Ontology annotation, molecular function: 3'-5'-RNA exonuclease activity; RNA binding. The record is from RefSeq and is a predicted model, not a curated record. The transcript is spliced from 7 exons. The coding region runs from base 291 to 3557 and encodes 1088 amino acids.
UGGUCGGCGCCAUUUGUCUCAGCCGACCAAUAAUCACGUCCCCCUUUUCCUUUUUAACUUCCCACACUGACCUCUUACCCUAUCAUCUCUUUCCCCUUUCUUUCUUUCUUUAUUUUCUUUUUAAUUUUAUGUCUCAUUAUCAUCGGUUCUUCCGUGAUAUUUUUUAACAAUUGGAAGGUGCCUUGGUUUCAGGGUUUUCCUUAUCUGUCACCUCAUUGUUUUUUGAUUAAUUGUUUAGUCUUUUAAUUAUAAAGUGAGGAAUUGUGAGAAGUUUGAGUGAGUAUUCGGCAAUGAUGGUGGUUGAGGGGGGUGAGGAUAGUGUUGAUAAGGAAAAGAAGAAGAAUAGGCGCCGAUCUAAUCGCCGAUCCAAACGAAACCCUCCCAAUCCAGCUUUUAGUCAACCAAAUGAACCACGUGGGGAAUCAUCACUGUCUGUUGGAAAUGGUGGCAAAACAAAAUGUUCGAGGCAGCUGGAAUUAGAUGCAAAUCCCAUCAGGGAGCAUGGACCAACCACAGCAUCGGGUAUUGUAUAUAGUUCUAUGCCAACUAUGCAUGCAAACGAACAACUAGAAGACCUGGUGCCAUCUGAUCGUGGUGGAUCAAUGCUGGCUAAGCCAUGUCCAGAAUCAAUUGUUGGUGGAGGUCUCAAUGGAAAAUCGCUUCCUUUUCACCAGUUUGAGGGUCAAGCUCAGAGUAAAAUUUUUGCUCCAUACUGGUCCAUGGAGACUGUUAAUGAGGCGUUGGAGAAAGGUGAUGUAUUUAAAGUGUUAUUUCGUGUAAAUGCUCACAAUCGACUUGAGGCAUACUGCAAAAUUGAGGGAGUUCCUACAGAUCUUCUUAUCAGUGGAAUUGCUGUACAGAACAGGGCUGUGGAAGGUGAUGUUGUGGUCAUCGAGGUUGAUCCUUUGUCAUUCUGGACCAAGAUGAAAGGGUCAAAUGAGCCAUCAAACAAUCUUUCCACAGCAGAGGAUAGCAAUUUACAUCUCGAAGCCAAUGGAAAAGCUGGUGGUAGUCGCCAAGGUAAAAUUAAACUGAACAUGGAUUGUAAGUAUGCUGAUUUUGGAAAUUCCUUGGUUCCUCAUAAGGGGUUUUAUUAUGGGUAUAGUUCAUGUGCUGGUGAAGAUGUUCAUGAUGAACUGAAUGGGCCAGUGGGUUAUAAUUAUGCUAAUGGUUAUCACCAGUCUCCUUCAGAUUCUUCACAUGUUGCUCAUUCUAUGGGGCAGAGUGAAGUUUUGAAUGGUGUGGGGAGGAUGUGUUCUAUGAUUAGUUCAUACCCGUCGAAACGACCAACAUGUAGAGUUGUUGCUAUAAUUGAAAAAUCUCCUCGUCGAGAUGCUAUUAUUGGCUUUCUCAAUGUUAAGCAGUGGUUUUACUACAAGGAAGGUUGUAAAAAAGAUGCAAAAAAGAACAAGAGCUUGCUAUCAAUUUCAAACUGCGAAUACAUUGAGAUUAUGCCUGCUGACCCAAGAUUCCCAAAACUGAUGGUCCUUGUGAGCAGUUUACCUAACUGCAUCAAGAAAAGAUUGGAGGAUGAAGAUGAAACAGUUGAAAUGGAAUUGGUAGCUGCACAGAUUGAUAAAUGGAGUGAUGAAAGUCCCUUUCCAGAAGCCCAUGUCUCAUAUAUUUUUGGACGGGGUAGUGAAAUGGAGUCGCAAAUCAAUGCUAUUUUACAUGAAAAUGCAGUUUGUUGUUCUGAAUUUUCUCCUGAAUCACUUUCCUGUCUUCCAAGCAAUACAUGGGAGGUGCCAGAAGAAGAAUUCCAAAACAGAAGAGAUCUUAGGAAUUUGUGCAUAUUUACCAUCGACCCUUCUAUUGCUACUGAUUUAGAUGAUGCUCUCUCAGUUCAAAGGUUACCCAAUGGCCUUGUCAGAGUGGGUGUCCACAUUACUGAUGUGUCAUAUUUUGUUUUACCUGACACAGCCUUAGACAAAGAAGCUCAGAUUCGAUCAACCAGUGUUUAUAUGUCGCAGCGCAAAAUACCAAUGUUGCCUCCAUUGCUUUCUAAGGACGUAGGUUCUCUUAACCCUGGUGUUGAUAGGCUCGCAUUUUCUAUCUUCUGGAACUUGAACAGUUCUGGGAAUGUUGUAGAUCGCUGGAUUGGUCGCACUGUGAUACGAUCUUGUUGCAAGCUUUCAUAUGAACACGCUCGGGAGAUUUUUGAUGGGAUGAUUGAUGCAGAAACUCACAACAACUUCAGGGACCUUCCCCAGUUGCACGGUCAUUUUGAAUGGGCAGAUGUAAUUGGAUCUAUUAAGUGUCUUCAUGAAAUUUCAAAGACUUUAAGGGAAAAGAGGUUUGAUGAUGGGGCUCUACAGCUUGAAAGUUGUAAAAUUGUCUUUUCGUUUGAUAAACAUGGAGUUCCAUAUGAUAACACACUUUGUGGGCGAAAAGACUCAAAUUUUCUCGUUGAGGAGUUUAUGCUUUUGGCGAACAGGACCGCUGCUGAAAUCAUAUCUCGAGCUUUUCCAGAUAAUGCAUUGCUGCGGAGGCACCCUGAACCUAAUAUACAGAAACUUAAAGAGUUUGAAGCUUUUUGUUGCAAGCAUGGUUUAGAAUUGGACACUUCUUCUGGUAACUUCCGCCGGUCAUUAGAGCACAUCAAAGAAAAGCUCAAGGAUGACUCUGUGCUACUUAAUAUUCUUAUCAACUAUGCUUCAAGGCCAAUGCAGUUGGCGACCUACUUUUGUAGUGGUGAUUUGAAAGAUAAUAUGAAUGAUUGGGGUCAUUAUGCACUGGCUGUUCCUCUCUACACGCAUUUUACUUCACCACUGCGCCGAUAUCCUGAUAUUGUUGUCCAUCGAACACUGGCUGCAGCAAUAGAAGCUGAACAAUUGUAUAUGAUGAAUAGAAGAAUGUCUCAUAAAGUGAGGCCGGGUGAAGAAGUGACAAGAUGCUUCACUGGUAUUUGUUUUCUUAAAGAUGCUGCAGGAUCCUCAGAAGGCAGGGAAGCAUUAUCAGCUGCAGCAUUAAAGCAUAGAAUUCCCUGCACAAAAUUACUCACAGAUGUUGCAGCUUAUAGCAAUGAGAGAAAGCUGGCUAGCAGGCAUGUCAAGGAUGCCUGUGAUAAGCUCUACAUGUGGGUUUCAGUGAAGAGAAAGGAGGUUUUAUUGUCUGAUGCCAGAGUUUUGGGUCUUGGUCCAAGGUUUAUGUCCAUUUAUAUCCACAAACUAGCUUUUGAAAGACGUAUAUAUUAUGAUGAAGUUGAAGGCCUCACAGUGGAAUGGCUUGAAGCUACAUCGACACUGGUGCUAAGUAUACAUGCCUCCAAAUGCUCUGCCAGGAGAGCAGGCCCUGGGUAUUACAGGGCACUCGAUGAGGUUGCAUGGGUCAUAAAUCCUUGUGAUCAUAACAUGGAACCUGACAUGGAGAGUACCCAGGGAUGUCAUGCAGCCCAGCAUUCUGAUCCCAUUUUGAAAUCUGAAAUUGAUCCUUUUGUUUUCCCUCUCACAGUGCGUCUCCUCUCAACAAUCCCUGUUGCACUUCAUGCCACUGGUGGGGAUGAUGAUGGGCCCCGUAAUAUUGGGGCACGGCUAUUCAUGAGCUCAUAUUUUACAUAGACUCUGUUUCAUGAGCUGGUAUUUGAGUGGCGGAUGAAGUUUUUCAACUCAAUGAAUCCUACAGAAAUGAAGGUGACAGAGCUUUACAAGGGAUCACAAGGGAUCUCUUGUAGAUAAGAACUUUAGUGUAUAGUUUUAGAUUAAAAAAGAAGCAAAAUCCGUGGUUUUUUCAGAAUCACUGAUUUUUAAUGGGUGUUUUUUUCUUCUUCAACCUUUUGAUGUUAAAGCAUCCGGUGGAAGGUGCAGAUGAUAGCGGGUUCCUUGCCGUGGGAGUUCUAGCUAAGGUGGCUGUUUUUAUCAAAAGCUGCUUGAUAGUGGAAUCGACCCUUGUUUUUGGAGUUCAGUUCCAUCCGACAUAAUGUGGUGGCUCAUAUCUGGUGAUUUGGAGCCAAUUUCUUGCUUUACUAGUUAGGUCAAAAAAAAUCGGGAGAACCCAAGCCUGUUUGGAUCCUGCUAAGUUAGAUCUCAAGCAUAUUUGGGUCUUGUCAUAUUUAGGUCUUGUUGCGGCCAAAACAUAAGGUUAUUUUGGGUCCUUUCAAGUCUAGCCUUGAGUUAGCCUUGAGCCGUGCUAUGUAGGAUCCAAGAUUAUUUGAGUCGUGUACAUAGUAGGACAAAAGUUUAUUUAGGAUCAAAGUUUAUUUUUGAAUCUGCAACUAAUAAUUUGUUUGUAAUUUGUAAAUGAAAGUAAAUAUAAAAUUAAGUGUAAUUUGAUAAAA